AUGUCAUCAUUUUUGAAUCAAAAUGUUCGUAUGGUACGAAAUAUUUCACGAAGUUCCUCACCAGAAAUUCCAAUACAAGGAAAUAUUCCGGAAAAUAUGAGAGGAGAACAUAAUGAUAGAUCGGAUGAGCAUGAUAGAAUUGAACGUAUUAGACAACGAAUGUUGGAAUAUCGAACAAUUUUACAAUGUUUACGAUCAUUACGGACAGCGGAAAAUAUGAGAUAUCGUACGAAGCAUAGGGCAAUGAAGGAAAAAUGUGAAAGAUAUAAGCAGGAAGUUGUUGAAGAACGAAGAUUAAAUGCUAAUUUUCAAGAAAGUUUUGCCCAUUUGGAACAACAGCUUAUUAAUUCCACUCAACGAUUAUUUCAUUUGCAAACGGAAAAUGAACGUGAACGACGUAAUAUGGGUCAUUUGGAAGAGAAUUUCGAGCAAACGAUUGAAAUAUUAACUCAGGUUAGAAAAAAAAAUGCGACAAAAAAUCGUCUCUUAAAUCGUACAACAAAAAAUGCUUUACAUGCAAAACGUAUUGCUGAACGGAAACUUCGGGAAGCAUUGGAAAAGUAUGAAGCAGAAGUUAAACAUGUCAACGAAUUAGAAGAUGUGACAAAAACGUUACAAUCAACGGUUCAACAAUUAAAAUUGGAAUUGGAACAAAAGGAACGAUUAUGUAAUGAUUCAAAAAAACGUUUAGCAAUACAUAGUGAAGCAGCAUCAUUAGCAUAUCGACAAAUUCAUGAAGCAAAUAAGAAAACUGCUGAGCUUGUAAAUGAAAAUGAGAAAUUACAUUCACAAUUUACCAAUACACAUACACAAUUAAUUGAUUCUCGUCAAGCACAUUGUAAAAUGGAAAUGGAAAUGAAUCGAAUUAAAUUAGAAAAUGCUAAACAUUGUGAUGAAUUACAAAAAAUGAAGCAAAUAAUUGAAGUUGAAAUGGCAUCAUUAAUUCAAAUUGUUGAACAAAAUCGUAUUCUUCUCAUACAAAAAGGAAAUGCAAUUAAUUUAUUAACAAAUGAAAAUUUGGAAAUUAAAAAACGAACACAACAAUUGGAAGAAGUGAAAAAAAAUAUGGAAGAAGCAAUUCGUAGUAGUGAAGCAGUCCUUCAAGCACAACAUCAAGAAUUACAAGUGUAUGAAGCAAAUCAAAAAAUUCGUGAACGUGAAAUAAAUAUGUUAAAAGUACGACAACAUGGUUUAGCAACAAAUCGUACUGUAAUGCUUGAACAAGAAGCUGAACAAUUUCAACAAGUUGUUCAUCAUUCUGUUUGUCGUGUUAUUGGAUUUCGUAAUCAAAUUGCAUGUAUGCUUGAAAAUGCUGAUAAAUUUCUUAGAAUUAUGUUCCAAGAAAAUGCAACAUUUUUGCAAGUAGAUGGAUUGAACGUACAAGCGAACUAUGUUCCUACACAUGAUCAAGUUAUUGAGCAGAAUCCAAUGAAUCAGAAUAUGCUUGGUGGACGAAUGCAGAAGAAUUAUGUAUUUCCGAGUGCGCCUUCACAUAGAGUUAUGAAUGAUGAUGUUGAAUUACCGGGACCUUCGAAUCGUUAUCAUCAUGGACAACAGAAUAUUCCGUUACAUGGCGAUGAUAUUAAUGAGAUAAAAAUCAAAAUAUGCUAA
Loa loa (African eye worm) is the source of this 1611-nucleotide messenger RNA. RefSeq lists its product as hypothetical. Bases 1 to 1611 code for a protein of 536 amino acids. The transcript is spliced from 6 exons. The record is from RefSeq and is a predicted model, not a curated record. NCBI's taxonomy places the organism in Eukaryota, Metazoa, Nematoda, Chromadorea, Rhabditida, Onchocercidae.